AGCUAGGCAGUGUGGCUCCUACAUCAGCAUCGCGUCCCUGCUUUUCCCCUCCUCACCUACAACUACUCUCCUUCCCAGUCCAUCUUUGGCCUUCCGUCCAGUCCACUACUGAAGCGUUUUCGUCGCUCAACUACAGCUGAUUCCAUCGCUCAACCCCGCCUCAACACAAACAUCAGCUCGUACACUGAAAAUCGUACCACGUAGCCAACAUGACGCUCUACUAUAGUCUUGUCUUCCUCCUCCUGGUGGCGGAGAUGGUUAUCUUCAUGGCCCUAAUCGUCCCUCUGCCGUUCACCUGGCGUCGCAAGCUCUUCACGCUCAUCUCGGAGAGCCCGAUAAUAGCGAAACUACAAUAUGGCAUGAAGAUUACUUUCAUCUUCAUUUUGAUUCUUUUCAUUGACAGCGUCAACCGCGUCUAUCGCGUCCAACUCGAGCUCUCUAGCUCAGACGACUCAGGUCGUGGCGGCAGAAAUGCUAGCCUAGGCGGCAUCGAGCGUAUGGAGGUCCAGGCCCGCAAAUUCUACUCGCAGCGCAACAUGUACCUCUGCGGCUUCACCCUCUUCCUGUCCCUCAUCCUCAACCGUACCUACGUUCUGAUCGUGGACGUUCUCCGACUCGAAGAGGAGGUCAAGACCCUCAGGGGUGACCCGAAGGGCAAGAAGGGCACGUCCGCGAAAGAUAUUGGUGGUGUUGGUGAAGUGGGUGCGCUCAAGGAGGAGCUCGCUGCCAAGGACCGUGACAUGGAGAACCUAAAGAAGCAGGUUGAGAACAUGCAGAAGGAAUACAACCGCAUGGGCGACCAGGUCUCUGGCAAGGCUUUGUAGACGGAGACAGGCAACAUGGAGCGGACACGGCACAACAAGCUAUCUGCGACGCUGACAUGAUCAAGUUCGUGCAGCGUAAAUUUAGUGUGUCCGCAAGAGGGCCUGUCACGCAAGGAUCGUAUCUUCGAGCGUUACGAUGAUGGAUAGAAGGAGAUGUAGACGAUACGUAUAUGAUUGUAUCAUUAUGUUCUGGUCACCAUAGCGUGUUAUGGCUGGAGUUGGUAUUCAAGUGAGCAAAAGCAUUGUUUAAGCUCUAGGAAUUGUAGCUUGGUAUUGACACAUGAAUGUU
Cucurbitaria berberidis CBS 394.84 is the source of this 1113-nucleotide messenger RNA. Its product is annotated as endoplasmic reticulum protein-like protein. Gene Ontology annotation, biological process: endoplasmic reticulum to Golgi vesicle-mediated transport; intracellular protein transport. The transcript has 4 exons. Gene Ontology annotation, cellular component: endoplasmic reticulum; endoplasmic reticulum membrane. The record is from RefSeq and is a predicted model, not a curated record. NCBI's taxonomy places the organism in Eukaryota, Fungi, Ascomycota, Dothideomycetes, Pleosporales, Cucurbitariaceae. The coding region runs from base 210 to 824 and encodes 204 amino acids.